Molecule: messenger RNA, 454 nt
Organism: Oppiella nova
Lineage: Eukaryota; Metazoa; Arthropoda; Arachnida; Sarcoptiformes; Oppiidae
Source: the annotation of a GenBank genome assembly
UGACGGGCGACUCGACCGGCAUUUGUAUGGUUUGGGAUUUGAGUCGCUUUUGUUACGUACGAACACUUUCUGACCAUAAGUUUGUAAUUGAAUUACUGGCCAUAAGCGAGACUUUGGGCGAUAUUAUAUCAGUGAGUCAUCAGAACCAUGAAAUGGAGUCUCUUUUAUGUGUCCACACUAUUAAUGGAGAACUCGUGGGACAAGUGGUAACCGAUACACGUAUUACAGCCGUCUGUUAUUCGACAGCACCGGAAGGUUUGUCAGUCAACGUAAUCGCAACGGCUUUUACCGAUGGGACCAUCAAAUUAUGGAGUUCUUGGGAUUUGGCGCCCGUUAGACAACUCCAGACUGACAUCAAUAUACCUAUAAAUUGGUUCUAUAACGUAUUCCAAUGAUAACCAACUCUUAUAUGUGGGCUAUUGUGACAAUACAGUCGUCGUGUGGGAAAAUAGUG